Nannospalax galili (Upper Galilee mountains blind mole rat) is the source of this 1420-nucleotide messenger RNA. RefSeq names its product RNA binding motif protein 22 (gene Rbm22). Gene Ontology annotation, cellular component: U2-type catalytic step 2 spliceosome; U2-type catalytic step 1 spliceosome; Prp19 complex. Gene Ontology annotation, molecular function: pre-mRNA binding; U6 snRNA binding; metal ion binding. The record is from RefSeq and is a predicted model, not a curated record. The transcript has 11 exons. Bases 105 to 1367 code for a protein of 420 amino acids. NCBI's taxonomy places the organism in Eukaryota, Metazoa, Chordata, Mammalia, Rodentia, Spalacidae.
CGGCGGAGGAAUUAGACGUAGAGGGGCGCCAGCCUCGGGGCCUGACGGGAUUGUGGCGGUCCAGUUCGCCGAAUCGGAAGUCGGCCUGCCUCGGGACUCUCGACAUGGCGACCUCACUGGGUUCCAACACCUACAACAGGCAGAACUGGGAGGACGCGGACUUCCCUAUUCUCUGCCAGACGUGUCUUGGAGAAAACCCUUAUAUACGAAUGACCAAAGAAAAGUAUGGAAAAGAAUGCAAAAUCUGUGCCAGGCCGUUCACAGUGUUUCGCUGGUGCCCUGGGGUCCGAAUGCGCUUCAAGAAGACUGAAGUGUGUCAAACCUGCAGUAAAUUGAAGAAUGUUUGUCAGACCUGCCUGUUAGACCUAGAGUAUGGCCUGCCCAUCCAGGUUCGUGAUGCAGGAUUGUCAUUUAAAGAUGACAUGCCAAAAUCUGAUGUCAACAAAGAGUACUACACGCAGAAUAUGGAGAGAGAAAUUUCUAACUCUGAUGGAACACGACCAGUUGGCAUGCUGGGGAAAGCUACAUCCACCAGUGACAUGUUGCUCAAACUGGCCCGGACCACACCUUACUACAAAAGGAAUCGGCCCCACAUUUGCUCCUUCUGGGUGAAAGGAGAGUGUAAGAGAGGAGAGGAGUGUCCGUACAGACAUGAGAAGCCCACAGAUCCAGAUGACCCCCUUGCUGAUCAGAAUAUAAAAGACCGGUACUAUGGAAUCAAUGACCCUGUAGCAGAUAAGCUUCUGAAGCGGGCUUCCACCAUGCCUCGUCUGGAUCCUCCAGAGGACAAGACGAUCACCACGCUGUAUGUGGGUGGUCUGGGUGAUACCAUCACAGAGACAGAUCUCAGAAAUCACUUCUACCAGUUUGGGGAGAUCCGCACAAUCACUGUUGUUCAGAGGCAGCAGUGUGCUUUCAUCCAAUUUGCCACAAGGCAGGCUGCAGAGGUGGCUGCUGAGAAGUCCUUUAAUAAGCUGAUUGUCAAUGGCCGCAGACUCAAUGUGAAAUGGGGAAGAUCUCAAGCAGCCAGAGGAAAAGAAAAAGAGAAAGAUGGAACCACAGACUCUGGGAUCAAGCUAGAACCUGUACCAGGACUGCCCGGAGCUCUUCCUCCUCCUCCUGCAGCAGAGGAAGAAGCCUCUGCCAACUACUUCAACCUGCCCCCAAGUGGUCCUCCAGCUGUAGUGAACAUUGCUCUGCCCCCACCCCCUGGGAUUGCCCCUCCCCCACCCCCAGGUUUUGGACCACACAUGUUCCACCCAAUGGGACCACCCCCUCCUUUCAUGAGGGCUCCAGGACCAAUCCACUAUCCUUCUCAGGACCCUCAGAGAAUGGGAGCUCAUGCUGGAAAACACAGCAGCCCCUAGCACAGCAUCACCACUCAGGGGCUCAGAGGAAGAAAGGGCGCUCUAAAAUCCCA